AUGGGCCGGCAACAAUCGGCCCUUGAGGCGAUGCAGGAAGAGCUCCUGGCCGGAAUGGCACGGCGGCCGGAUGAGGCGCGUGUCUCUGCAGUGGAACACGGCAUAACGUCGCUUCACACCAAGCAGAGCGAGAUUUCCGCCACCCUGCAGGCUGGUGAUCAUGUGGCCGAGAGCUUAGAAGUUGCAGGGGGAAUUGCAGAGGGCCUGGGGCUUCAGGGCAGACACUUCGACGUAAGGUCAGGGUACCGGUCCAGCAGGUCAGACCUCGAGCCGCAUGCUGUGGCAGCCAUGCUGCAGCCGCUUCAGCAGAGGAUAGCUCAGCAGGAGUCAGAUCUGAAGGAGAUGGAUGCGAAGCUUGUGGAGCUUCGCCAGCUACGGGUCCCGGCCCUGAAGAGCGAGCUGGCGACGGUUGCAGACGCUAUGACGACGCUGUGUGCCAAGAUCGAGGACAUGGACAAUUUGAAGGCCGCAAAUGAACGGCUCAGCUCUGAGCUAGGCACCGUGGCGAAAGCUGUCGCCAACCUCGCCGACCAUGUCGACCGACUGGAGGGGAAGACGCCCACGAACAGCGUCGCCUCUGCGGGCGAGGUGGCUUCUGCACCCACCCCGCGGGACCCUCGGCGCGACCAUCGCAAAGCACCGAGCCCAAGAAGGUGGCUGCAGGAGCCCCUGUCCGUGUCCGUGGGCCGCUGCUCUGAUGUCCCAGGCCACAGACCUGCCUGGGCAAAGGUUGUUAGAUAG
This is a messenger RNA of Symbiodinium natans, 741 nucleotides long. The record is from the annotation of a GenBank genome assembly. Lineage: Eukaryota; Dinophyceae; Suessiales; Symbiodiniaceae.